Molecule: messenger RNA, 1521 nt
Organism: Plectropomus leopardus (leopard coralgrouper)
Lineage: Eukaryota; Metazoa; Chordata; Actinopteri; Perciformes; Serranidae
Gene: u2af1
Product: U2 small nuclear RNA auxiliary factor 1
Biological process (GO): mRNA splicing, via spliceosome
Cellular component (GO): U2AF complex
Molecular function (GO): metal ion binding; RNA binding
Source: RefSeq, a predicted model, not a curated record
AAGUGUUGUCGUUGUUGCGGCUGCUUGAACUCAGGCGAGCCAAGAUGGCAGAAUACCUGGCGUCCAUUUUUGGGACAGAGAAAGAUAAGGUCAACUGCUCUUUUUAUUUUAAAAUUGGUGCCUGCCGACAUGGAGAUCGCUGCUCCAGAUUACACAACAAGCCGACAUUCAGCCAGACAAUUGCCCUCCUGAACAUUUACAGGAACCCUCAGAACAGUGCCCAGUCUGCUGAUGGUCUGACCUGUGCCAUCAGUGACAUGGAGAUGCAGGAGCACUAUGAUGAGUUUUUUGAGGAGGUCUUUACAGAGAUGGAAGAAAAGUACGGAGAGGUGGAGGAGAUGAACGUAUGUGACAACCUCGGGGACCACCUAGUAGGAAAUGUGUACGUGAAGUUUCGUUAUGAAGAGGACGCUGAGAAGGCGGUGAUAGAUCUGAAUAAUCGGUGGUUUAACGGACAGCCCAUCCAUGCCGAGCUCUCCCCCGUCACAGACUUCAGAGAAGCCUGCUGUCGCCAGUAUGAGAUGGGGGAGUGCACUCGAGGUGGCUUCUGUAACUUCAUGCAUCUGAAGCCGAUCUCGCGUGAGCUGAGGAGAGAGCUCUAUGGACGUCGCAGGAAGAGCCGCCACAGGUCCAGGUCUCGAUCGAGAGAGAGGCGAUCUCGCUCGAGGGACAGAGGUCGAGGAGGCGGCCGCGACCACGAGAGACGUCGCUCCAGAGACAGAGAGCGUUCAGGACGGUUCUGAACCACAAGCCAUGACUACUUGUCCCCCCCUCCCUGUAUCCAUCCCCAGUCUUUUUUUUUUUUUUUUUUAAGUUUGUGCCCUUCCAGGUCCCUUUGAGGACGAACUGAGAGGUACCUGAUUCUGAAGCUGUGACAGCAUUGACGAACUUGUCUUUUCUUUAUUUCUGAAAAUGACUUUCACCUCAUUAAAUUUAACAUUUUUACUCAACGUGACUGAUGAAUCGUACUUGUUACACAGCGUAAAUAGUUUUCUUAUGUGCCGACUGCUCCUGAUGGAAUACAGUAAAAACUAAAUGUGCACACUGACGAUUAUUAAACCGAAUGUGCAGUUUAACUCAUUUCAUUGCCCUGAGGUCACAGUUUCACAUUUAAAUCCUGUUAACUUUAUCAGAUACAGACAGUUAACGUUCCUGCAAUUCAACCCAAUUUUUUUAUUCAUUUAAAACAGAAGGCAGCAAAAAGAUCACGUUUUUUAUCGGUCUUUACUUUUCUGAGAAGCUUUUUAAGUGAGAACGGUACUGCUGUAUUGUCUUGUUAACUUAAAUUGAGGAAGCAUUUUUUGUUUGAUUUCUUUUUUUUACUUAACGCGUUUCCUGAAGGCACAGUGUUUGUUUAACUUUUGGGUCUUUUACUGUGUUACGGAGAUGUACGACGGAAAUGAGAUCAUUCUGCUCUGGCUACGGUCAUUAGUUUUUGUGCCGUGCAUCUGGAUGUUUGGUGCCAUUGAAAGAUAGCUCUGGUGAUUUCAACUGAUGAAAUACAUUUACUUAAGUACUUUA